Molecule: messenger RNA, 531 nt
Organism: Lactuca sativa (garden lettuce)
Lineage: Eukaryota; Viridiplantae; Streptophyta; Magnoliopsida; Asterales; Asteraceae
Product: gibberellin-regulated protein 6
Source: RefSeq, a predicted model, not a curated record
UAUAUACACUGUGCACCCCACACUUUCCCCAACAAGCAACAAACCCUUUCCCGCUUCUCAUUCCCUCCUUCCCCUCAUCGACAACCAUGGCGAAGUUCUUCGCGAUCCUGCUCUUGACUCUGCUCGCCAUCUCGACGCUUCAAGCUACUGUUUCGAAGAAAGGGGGACAUCACCAUGGCUUCGGUCCUGGAAGCUUGAAAAGCUCUCAAUGCCCCGGACAGUGCAUAAGGAGAUGCAGCAGGACACAGUACCACAAGCCAUGCAUGUUUUUCUGUCAGAAAUGUUGCGCAAAGUGCCUUUGUGUGCCACCGGGGUAUUAUGGGAAUAAACAAGUUUGCCCUUGCUACAACAACUGGAAGACAAAGGAAGGAGGUCCAAAAUGCCCCUGAAUUGUGUGAUUUUACCUUUUUUAACCUCGGACUAUAUGGUUAUAGGGGUAUUAUGGUUAUUUACUUGUGGGUCCAUCUUUUUAAAGUGAAAAUUGGACCAAUGAAUAUGUAAACUAGUGUGAUAGGGUGGGCUGCUUUAGCA